Molecule: messenger RNA, 1144 nt
Organism: Aspergillus welwitschiae
Lineage: Eukaryota; Fungi; Ascomycota; Eurotiomycetes; Eurotiales; Aspergillaceae
Product: formate/nitrite transporter family protein
Exons: 3
Coding region: 45-956 (303 amino acids)
Biological process (GO): nitrite transport; transmembrane transport
Cellular component (GO): membrane
Molecular function (GO): high-affinity secondary active nitrite transmembrane transporter activity
Source: RefSeq, a predicted model, not a curated record
CUACACGUCCGCUCACCCACUGCACAUCUAUAGAUACCCUCAACAUGUCUCUCAGUAUAGACGCAUACACCCCAACCGAAGUAAUCAACCUCGUCGCCCGAGCAGGCAUUGUCAAAGGCAAUACCCGCCUCGACAAAGUCUUCCUCAGCUCCGUCUCAGCAGGAUGUCUACUUGCCUUGGCGUGCGGAACCGCCCUCAGCACAAACACAAGUACCUGGUUUCAGGAGAAUGCGCCGGGGUUGAUUCGCACCAUUAGCGCCCUGGUCUUCCCGUAUGGAUUGUGCAUGAUUAUCUUAACCGGGGCGGAUUUGUGCACGGGGUCAUUUAUGUUCACAACGGUCGCAGCCCUACAGCGCCAACUCCCCUGGUGGAAGAUGCUCCUGCACUGGUUCAUCACAUUUUGGGGAAACCUAUGCGGAUCGCUAUUUGUCGUGGCGAUCAUCUUCGGCUACGGCGAAGUCUUCUCCACAGACCCCUACAAAAGCGAAGUCAUCUCCUUCGCCACCAAAAAGCAAGUCACUCCGCACUUCCAACAGAUCUUCCUCCGCGGCAUCGGAUGCAACUGGCUCGUUUGUCUCGCCUGUUUCUUCGGUCUACAGGGUCGUGAUCUCGCCUCUAAGAUCAUGGGCAUCUGGUGGCCGAUCUUCGCGUUCGUAUCGCUGGGAUUCGAUCACGUCGUCGCCAAUAUGACCUUCAUUCCGCUGGCCAUUUGGCUGGAUGCGCCGGACAUUACGGUGGGACUGUACGUAUGGAAGGGGAUUAUCCCGACGUUGUUGGGGAAUAUUGUCGGGGGUGGGCUUUUUGUAGGAACGUACUACUGGUACAUGUAUCUCUUGCAAGGGGAGAGUAUCACUCUGGCUGGGUUGCGCAGACAGGGCAUGGCUACUUCGGCGACAGCGACGCCGGCCACGGCAGGUGGGAAGGAUGAUGUUGAGGCGACUGCUGGGGCGAUUUAGUUCGUGAGUGAGCAAUCCCCUUGCGUAGGGGGUAUAUGAUGUGUCAGAUGGAUGGUUGUGAUGGUAGUUACUGGUGGUGUUGAUAACAAUAGUAAUUGCUAAUUCAAUAAGCUUAUGUGUCUGCCUCACGGCAACAUCAGGGAUUGACCAAUCAGUGUAAGAUCAAUAUACGCCAGGGCCAAUCUUAG